AAUAACCUUUCUUUAUCGACCAUAUAUACAGAGGCCAUAUCACUAUCUUACAGCAGGUACGAACAAGUUGCCACAGAUAUGCUGGUGUCGUUUCUUCUGCUGGUCGCAGCUGUCUGCGUAAAUGGCAGACUUUAUAUUCAGGGUGACCAUUUUUACUACAACGGCCAGAGGGUAUUUUUCAAUGGCGUAAACCAGGCCUGGGUGUCGUAUGGCUACGACUGGGGGAAUAACCAAUACCAGUACAGACGAAGCAAGUUCCAGUCAGUCGUCAAUGACGUCAAAAACAAUGGCGGGAACUCUAUCCGUGUCUGGGUGCACGUUGAAGGACAAACUUCUCCGCAUUUUGACAACCAUGGUCACGUGACAGGAACAGACUCGAGUAACUCGUUAAUUCACGAGCUGACAGAGUACCUGCAAUACGCCAGAAACCAUCAAGUGUUUAUUUUCCUGUGUCUGUGGAACGGGGCAGAAAGGGGAAGCACCAACUGGAGACUGGAGGGGCUGAUCAAGGAUACCGGGAAACUCCACACCUACAUCAACCACGCUCUAAUCCCAAUGGUGAAGGCUUUGAAAGACCAGCCAGCAUUGGCAGGCUGGGAUAUCAUCAAUGAAAUGGAAGGAGUCCUCAACCCAAAUUUGCACAGCGGUGAGCCCUGCUUUGACACCACGUUCUUGGCUCCUUCUGGAGCUGGAUGGAAAGGUCACAUACACUCGGCUCAGGAUCUUCUGAGAUUUAUUAACUGGCAGGCGGCUGCUAUACGUAAGACUGACCCACAGGCCCUGGUAACGGCCGGUUCCUGGAACCCGAAAAGUAAUACAAACAUGAACGGAAUGAAGAACCUUUACAGCGACCACUGUCUUAUCCGCGCCGGACACGACAAUGCAGGAACAUUGAACUUCUAUUCCACACAUACAUAUGACAACAAAAAUACUCACCAGUACGACUCCUAUUCACCAUUCAAACACAACAAAAACCAGUAUGGUCUCGGCAAACCUUUGAUUAUUGCUGAAUUCAAUCAAGUACGGGGAGGACAUCAUUCUAUCGAAGAGCUGUUUACUUAUGCAUAUUACCAUGGUUACGCAGGGGCGUGGUCCUGGCACGCAAACGCGGACGGAAGUGAUACAGACGACUUCCCGACGCAGCAGAGAGGAAUGAGGUCCCUUAGGGGAAAGAAUGACCAGAACAAUGGCGGACUUAUAAACAUAACUAUCUGAAGAAAUGUAUAUAAACUGUAGAAAAUAAAUUCUUUUUAUUCAAAUAAUGAUAA
Molecule: messenger RNA, 1268 nt
Organism: Magallana angulata
Lineage: Eukaryota; Metazoa; Mollusca; Bivalvia; Ostreida; Ostreidae
Product: mannan endo-1,4-beta-mannosidase-like
Exons: 7
Coding region: 79-1215 (378 amino acids)
Source: RefSeq, a predicted model, not a curated record